This is a messenger RNA of Aphis gossypii (cotton aphid), 1155 nucleotides long. RefSeq names its product coatomer subunit epsilon (gene epsilonCOP). Bases 176 to 1084 code for a protein of 302 amino acids. Gene Ontology annotation, biological process: retrograde vesicle-mediated transport, Golgi to endoplasmic reticulum; intra-Golgi vesicle-mediated transport; endoplasmic reticulum to Golgi vesicle-mediated transport. Gene Ontology annotation, molecular function: structural molecule activity; protein binding. The transcript is spliced from 7 exons. Gene Ontology annotation, cellular component: COPI vesicle coat. Lineage: Eukaryota; Metazoa; Arthropoda; Insecta; Hemiptera; Aphididae. The record is from RefSeq and is a predicted model, not a curated record.
CGAUGUCAAAACACAUAAUAUAAUUAAUAAUUUAUGUCUGUGGUUGAGAAUUAAGAUUAAAUAUUAAAUAUUUUAAUAGGGUUGUAAUUAAUAAUUUGAUUCGUAUUCGAUCUACAUUCCAGGAGAUUUUUUUUUUAAAUUGUAUAGAUACCCAACAAUCGGAUUAUACAAAAAAAUGACUGAUUUAGUAAAACAAGCAGAGUCUUAUGAGGCAAAUGAAUUGUUUGACAUUAAAAACUCGUACUACAUUGGAAACUACCAACAAUGUAUUAAUGAUGCUCAGAAAGAACCGCCAAAUUAUGGAAAUUUACGUCUUCAACGGGACAUAUUUAUGUACCGUGCUUACUUGGCUCAAAAAAAAUAUAGCAUUGUCCUAGCAGAAAUAAAAGCUGAUUCACCUCCAGAACUAAAACCCUUUAAACUGUUAGCCGAAUAUUUGCAAAAUCCUGGUAAUAGGAGUUCAAUUUUGAAAACUUUGGAACAAGAAUUGGAAAAUAUGUAUGAAAUUAAUCAUUCUCUUGUAAUUGUUGCAACAACAAUUUAUAAUCAUGAACAUAAUUAUGAAUCGGCUCUAAGGGUCCUUAAAAAUGAUGACUCUCUUGAAGGUCUGACAUUGUCUUUGAUUAUAUAUUUGAGAAUGAAUCGAGUAGAUUUAGCUUCUAAAGAAUUUAAAAAGUUGAAAGAUAAGGAUGAAGAUGCUACAUUAACACAAAUGGCACAAGCUUGGUUAAACUUGGCAUUGGGUGGAGACAAAUUGCAAGAAGCUUAUUACAUAUUUCAAGAAUUAACAGACAAAUAUGGAGUUACUGCUUUGUUGUUGAAUAGUCAGUCAGUAUGUUAUAUUGGUCAAUGUGAAUAUAAAAAAGCUGAGAUCACAUUACAAGAUGCUUUGGAAAAAGACAGUAACGAUAUUGAUUCCCUAGUAAAUUCUUUAUUCAUUUCUGUUCAUACAAAAGUCUCAGCUGAUGUUGCCAAAAGACAGCUAAAUAUGUUACGAGAUGCUUAUCCUAAUUCUGACUUCAUUGAAAAUUACAAUAAAAAAGAAGCUGAAUUUGAUGCAUUAUCACAAUCAUACCAACAAUAAUAUUAGUCUAAUAAAAAGUUAUAUUAUCUAAACACUUUAUAAUGUAAAAUAUAUUAUAUUAUUUUUAUUUA